AGAAGUUGGAUUACCAUUAAGAAGAAAUUAGCAGGAUGGAAGGAUUCAGUAUAGUAUUAUUUUUAACAUUAUUGGCACCAACCGCAUUUUUAGUUCGAGCUGUAUACUUAAUUUUUCAAAUCUGCACAUGUGACUGCAAAUUACUAAGCCAAGAGUCUAAACUAAGAACUAUAUUCUGCAUUGGAUCUGGAGGCCACACUACUGAACUAUUGCGGCUUGUAAAAAACCUGAGUACUCAGAAAUACCAACCUCGUCUGUAUAUUGUUGCUGAUAAUGAUGUGAGUAGUGAAGUGAAAAUACUUAACAUUGAAAGCACUAACUUCUCUGUUAGUAGAAUACCUAGAAGUAGAAAUGUAAACCAAUCUUAUUAUUCAUCAGUUGUAAGUACAUUGUAUUCAACAUUUUUAACUGUACCUGUGGUUUAUAAUUUUAAACCAAAUGUAAUAUUUUGUAAUGGACCAGGCACUUGUGUGCCAGUUUGUGUUGUUGCUUUUUUAUUACGUUGUGUAUUCAUUUUAGAUUGUAAAAUAGUUUUUGUUGAAAGUAUAUGCAGAGUAAGAACACUGUCUCUAACUGGUAAAAUAUUACAAUAUUUUGCAGAUAUUGUUGUUGUUCAAUGGCCACAACUGAGAGAUGUUUGUUUUAGAGCCAAAUAUUUUGGUAGAUUAACAUAAAUGCAUGACAAUUUACCAAAAUAUGUUUUGAUUUGUUUGUAUUUACACUACUCUUGUUUGU
Molecule: messenger RNA, 735 nt
Organism: Achroia grisella
Lineage: Eukaryota; Metazoa; Arthropoda; Insecta; Lepidoptera; Pyralidae
Gene: Alg14
Product: UDP-N-acetylglucosamine transferase subunit ALG14 homolog
Exons: 1
Coding region: 36-674 (212 amino acids)
Biological process (GO): dolichol-linked oligosaccharide biosynthetic process
Cellular component (GO): UDP-N-acetylglucosamine transferase complex
Source: RefSeq, a predicted model, not a curated record